Messenger RNA from Tetrapisispora phaffii CBS 4417, 261 nucleotides. It is a transcript of the gene BOL2, whose product is annotated as Bol2p. Gene Ontology annotation, cellular component: nucleus; cytosol. Gene Ontology annotation, molecular function: 2 iron, 2 sulfur cluster binding. Gene Ontology annotation, biological process: intracellular iron ion homeostasis. Lineage: Eukaryota; Fungi; Ascomycota; Saccharomycetes; Saccharomycetales; Saccharomycetaceae. The coding region runs from base 1 to 261 and encodes 86 amino acids. The record is from RefSeq and is a predicted model, not a curated record. The transcript has a single exon.
AUGUCUGUCGUUACAGUUGAACUGUUGAAAGAAAAGCUGAACAACGGGAUCCCUGAGGUAUACAAUGUCAUUGCCAUCGACACUUCGGCAGGUUGUGGCCAAUCUUUUGAAGUCGUGGUCAUUAGCAAUACAUUCCAAGGAAAGAACAAUCUGGCAAGAAGCCGUAUGGUGAACAAGAUUUUAUGCGAUGAGAUUGCUCAAAUUCAUGCAUUCGGUUGUAAAUGCUAUACAGAGGCUGAAUGGUCAAAAAUAGUUUUAUGA